GCGGGGAGAAGUCCCGGAGCGCACGAGCGCCCGGCUCCGAGGAGGUCGAGGAGGAGAAGGACCGGGAGCAGGGAGUCCCUCUUCGCCGGUGGAGGGUCGCGGAGGAGGAGAAGAUGCCCGCCCCGCGCGGCGCCGGGCCGUGGGCGCUGCUGGCGCUGUGGUUGUGCGGAGCGGCCCCCGUGCGCGCAUUGCAAUGUCGGGAUCAUCAAGAGCCUUGUUUAAAUAGAGGAACCUGUGUUACCUACCACAAUGGCACAGACUAUUGCAAAUGCCCAGAGGGUUUUUGGGGAGAGUAUUGUCAACAUCGAGACCCCUGUGAGAAAAACCGCUGCCAGAAUGGAGGGACCUGUGUGGCCUCAGCCAUGUUGGAGAGAGCCAUGUGCCGGUGCCCCCCGGGGUUCACGGGGCUGGCGUGCCAGUAUCCGACCUCCCACCCCUGCGUGGUGGCCCGCCCCUGCCUGAAUGGAGGCACGUGCCUCGCGCUCAGCCGGGACGCCUAUGAGUGCACCUGCAAGGCUGGCUUUACAGGGAAGCUCUGCCAGUGGACGGACGCCUGCCUGUCUCAGCCUUGUGCCAAUGGAAGCACCUGCGUCACUGUGGCCGGCCAGUUCUCCUGCAGAUGCCUUGCGGGCUUCACAGGGCAGAAGUGUGAGACCGAUGUCAAUGAGUGUGACGUUCCAGGACGAUGCCAGCAUGGUGGCACCUGCCUCAACCUCCCGGGUUCCUACCAGUGCCAGUGCCCCCAGGGCUUCACGGGCCAGCAUUGUGAUAGUCCCUACAUGCCCUGUGCCCCCUCGCCCUGUGUCAACGGAGGCACCUGCCGGCAGACUAGUGACUUCACUUUUGAGUGCAACUGCCUUCCAGGUUUUGAAGGGAGCACCUGUGAACGGAAUAUUGAUGACUGCCCUAACCACAGGUGUCAAAAUGGAGGGGUAUGCGUGGAUGGGGUCAACACGUACAACUGCCGCUGCCCCCCUCAGUGGACAGGGCAAUUCUGCACCGAAGAUGUGGACGAGUGCCUACUGCAACCUAAUGCCUGCCAGAACGGAGGCACCUGCACCAACCGCAACGGCGGCUAUGGCUGCGUGUGCGUCAACGGCUGGAGCGGAGAUGACUGCAGCGAGAACAUUGAUGACUGCGCCUUCGCCUCCUGCACGCCCGGCUCCACCUGCAUUGACCGCGUGGCCUCCUUCUCCUGCAUGUGUCCAGAGGGAAAGGCAGGUCUCCUGUGUCACCUGGAUGACGCCUGCAUCAGCAAUCCUUGCCACAAGGGGGCGCUCUGUGACACCAACCCCCUGAACGGACAGUACAUCUGCACCUGCCCUCAGGGAUAUAAGGGGGCGGACUGCACAGAAGAUGUAGAUGAGUGUGCCAUGGCCAACAGCAAUCCUUGUGAGCAUGCAGGGAAGUGUGUGAACACAGAUGGAGCCUUCCACUGUGAGUGUCUGAAGGGCUACGCGGGGCCUCGCUGCGAGAUGGACAUCAAUGAGUGUCACUCAGACCCGUGCCAGAAUGAUGCCACCUGCCUGGAUAAGAUUGGAGGCUUCACGUGUCUGUGUAUGCCAGGUUUCAAAGGUGUGCAUUGUGAACUGGAGGUGAAUGAAUGCCAGAGCAACCCCUGUGUGAACAACGGGCAGUGUGUGGAUAAGGUCAACCGCUUCCAGUGCCUGUGUCCUCCUGGUUUCACUGGGCCCGUGUGCCAGAUCGACAUUGACGACUGUUCCAGUACUCCGUGUCUGAAUGGGGCCAAGUGCAUCGACCACCCGAACGGCUAUGAGUGCCAGUGUGCCACGGGUUUCACUGGUGUGUUGUGUGAAGAGAACAUUGACAACUGUGACCCGGACCCUUGCCACCAUGGCCAGUGCCAGGAUGGGAUUGACUCGUACACCUGCAUCUGCAACCCCGGGUACAUGGGAGCCAUCUGCAGCGACCAGAUCGAUGAGUGUCACAGUAGCCCCUGCGUGAAUGACGGGCGCUGCAUCGACCUGGUCAACGGCUUCCAGUGCAAUUGCCAGCCGGGCACGUCAGGGCUCUACUGCGAGAUUAAUUUUGAUGACUGUGCUAGCAACCCUUGCGUGCACGGAGCCUGUGUGGACGGCAUCAAUCGCUACAGCUGUGUGUGCGCCCCGGGAUACACAGGACAAAGAUGUAACAUCGACAUCGACGAGUGUGCCUCCAGUCCCUGCCGAAAGGGUGCGACGUGCGUCAACGACGUGAACGGCUUCCGUUGCCUGUGCCCCGAGGGGCCCCAGCACCCCAGCUGCUACUCCCAGGCGGACGAGUGCCUGAGCGGCCCGUGCGUCCACGGGAACUGCACCGGAGGCCUCAGUGGCUAUAAGUGCCUCUGUGAUGCAGGCUGGGUUGGCAUCAACUGUGAAGUGGACAAAAACGAGUGUCUUUCUAGCCCAUGCCAGAACGGAGGGACUUGUGACGACCUGCUGAACGGGUACAGGUGUACGUGCAAGAAGGGCUUCAAAGGCCACAACUGCCAGGUGAAUACUGAUGAGUGCGCUUCAAAUCCGUGUCUCAACCAGGGAACCUGCUUUGAUGGCAUUAACGGCUACACUUGCCACUGUGUGCCGCCCUACACAGGCAAGAAUUGUCAAACAGUGUUGGCUCCCUGCUCCCCGAACCCCUGUGAGAAUGCUGCUGUUUGUAAAGAGUCGCCAAAUUUUGAGAGUUACACCUGCUUGUGUGCGCCUGGCUGGCAAGGUCAGCGGUGUACAGUUGACAUUGACGAGUGUGUCUCCAAGCCCUGCAUGAACCACGGCCUGUGCCACAACACCCAGGGCAGCUACGUGUGCGAGUGUCUCCCCGGCUUCAGUGGCGUGGACUGUGAGGAGGACGUCGAUGACUGCCUUGCCAACCCUUGCCAGAAUGGAGGUUCAUGUGUAGAUGGAGUGAACACCUUUUCCUGCCUGUGCCUUCCUGGCUUCAUUGGGAAUAAAUGCCAGACAGACAUGAAUGAGUGUCUGAGUGAGCCCUGCAAGAACGGAGGGACCUGCUCCGACUACGUGAACAGUUACACCUGCACGUGCCAGGUGGGGUUUGACGGCGUCCACUGUGAGAAAAACAUUGAUGAGUGCACCGAGAGCUCCUGUUUCAAUGGUGGCACAUGUGUUGAUGGCAUUAACUCCUUCUCCUGCUUGUGCCCUGUGGGUUUCACUGGUCCCUUCUGCCUUCAUGAAAUCAAUGAGUGCAACUCUCAUCCCUGCCUGAAUGAAGGAACAUGUGUUGAUGGACUGGGCACCUACCGCUGCAAUUGCCCCUUGGGCUACACUGGGAAAAACUGCCAGUGUGUUCCGGGCUAUCAGGGCGCCAACUGCGAGUAUGAAGUGGAUGAGUGCAAGAACCAGCCAUGCCAGAACGGAGGCACCUGCAUCGCCCUUGUGAACCAUUUCAAGUGCUCAUGUCCACCAGGCACUCGGGGCCUGCUUUGUGAAGAGAACAUUGACGACUGUGCUGGGGGCCCCCACUGCCUCAAUGGUGGUCAGUGUGUGGACCGGAUAGGGGGCUACAGUUGUCGCUGCUUGCCUGGCUUUGCCGGGGAGCGGUGUGAGGGGGACAUCAACGAGUGCCUGUCCAACCCCUGCAGCCCAGAGGGCAGCUUAGACUGCGUACAGCUCACCAAUGACUACCUGUGUGUCUGCCGCAGCGCCUUCACUGGCCGUCACUGUGAAACCUUCAUGGAUGUAUGUCCCCAGAUGCCUUGCCUGAAUGGAGGGACUUGUGCUGUGGCCAGCAACAUGCCUGAUGGCUUCAUUUGCCGCUGUCCCCCAGGCUUCUCCGGGGCAAGAUGCCAGAGUAGCUGUGGGCAGAUGAGGUGCCGGCGAGGGGAGAAGUGUGUGCACACUGCCUCUGGGCCCCGCUGCUUCUGCCCCAACCCCCAGGACUGCGAGCCAGGCUGUGCCAGUAGCCCGUGCCAGCACGGGGGCAGCUGCUACCCCCAGCGCCAGCCUCCGUACUACUCGUGCCGCUGCCCCCCGCCCUUCUGGGGCCGCCACUGCGAGCUGCACGCCGCCGCCAGCAGCGCCCCGCCGGCCGCCUGCCUGAGCCAGUACUGCGCCGACAAGGCUCGGGACGGCGUCUGUGACGAGGCCUGCAACAGCCACGCGUGCCGCUGGGACGGAGGGGACUGCUCCCUCACCGUGGAGAACCCCUGGGCCAACUGCAGCUCCCCACUGCCCUGCUGGGACCACAUCAACCACCGGUGCGACGAGCUGUGCAACACCGCCGAGUGCCUGUUCGACAACUUCGAGUGCCAGGGCGGCGGCAAGACGUGCCAAUACGACAAAUACUGCGCAGAUCACUUCAAGGACAACCACUGUGACCAGGGUUGCAAUAGUGAGGAGUGUGGCUGGGACGGGCUGGACUGUGCUGCAGACCGGCCCGAGAACCUGGCAGAGGGCACCCUGGUCAUCGUGGUGCUCCUGCCUCCAGAACAGCUGCUGCAGGAUUCUCGCAGCUUCCUGCGGGCCCUGGGCACCUUGCUCCAUACCAACCUGCGCAUCAAACGGGACUCGCAGGGAGCGCUCAUGGUGUACCCGUACUAUGGGGAGAAGCCAGCUGCCCCAAAGAAGCAGAGGAUGGCACGCAGGUCUCUUCCUGAGGAGCAGGAGGUGGCCGGCUCGAAGGUGUUUCUGGAGAUCGACAACCGCCAGUGCGCCCAGGAUUCAGACCAGUGCUUCAAGAACACGGACGCCGCCGCGGCCCUGCUGGCCUCGCAUGCCAUCCAGGGCACUCUGUCGUACCCUCUUGUGUCCGUCGUCAGUGAGUCCCUGCCUCCGAAAGGCGCUCAGCUCCUCUACCUCCUGGCGGUCGCUGUGGUCAUCAUCCUGUUCGUUAUCCUGCUGGGAGUGAUCAUGGCGAAACGGAAACGCAAGCACGGCUUCCUGUGGCUGCCGGAAGGUUUCACCCUCCGCAGAGACUCCAGCAAUCACAAGCGGCGAGAGCCAGUGGGGCAGGACGCCGUCGGGCUGAAAAACCUCUCAGUGCAAGCCUCAGAAGCCAACCUGAUUGGUUCUGGAACAAGUGAACAUUGGGUUGAUGAUGAAGGACCCCAGCCAAAGAAAGCCAGGGCUGAAGACGAGGUUCUGCUGUCCGAAGAUGACCCCAUUGAUCGGCGCCCAUGGACACAGCAGCACCUGGAAGCCGCAGACAUCCGUCGGACACCGUCGCUGGCUCUCACUCCUCCCCAGGCCGAGCAGGAGGUAGAUGUGCUGGACGUGAACGUCCGGGGCCCAGAUGGCUGCACCCCACUGAUGUUGGCCUCUCUCCGAGGCGGCAGCUCAGAUCUGAGUGAUGAAGACGAAGAUGCAGAGGACUCUUCUGCAAACAUCAUCACGGACUUGGUCUACCAGGGUGCCAGCCUUCAGGCCCAGACAGACCGGACUGGUGAAAUGGCUCUGCACCUUGCUGCCCGCUACUCAAGGGCUGAUGCUGCCAAGCGCCUCCUGGAUGCGGGCGCAGAUGCCAAUGCUCAGGACAACAUGGGCCGUUGCCCGCUGCAUGCUGCAGUGGCAGCAGAUGCUCAAGGUGUCUUCCAAAUUCUGAUUCGCAACCGCGUAACGGAUCUGGAUGCGAGAAUGAACGACGGGACCACACCCCUCAUCCUGGCUGCUCGCUUGGCUGUGGAAGGAAUGGUGGCCGAGCUGAUCAACUGCCAAGCAGACGUGAACGCAGUGGAUGACCAUGGGAAAUCUGCUCUUCACUGGGCGGCUGCCGUCAAUAACGUGGAGGCCACGCUCGUGCUGUUGAAGAACGGGGCCAACAGAGACAUGCAGGACAACAAGGAAGAGACACCUUUGUUUCUUGCUGCACGGGAGGGAAGUUACGAAGCUGCCAAGAUCCUCUUAGACCACUUUGCCAACCGGGACAUCACAGACCACAUGGAUCGCCUUCCCCGGGACGUGGCCCGGGACCGCAUGCACCAUGAUAUCGUGCGCCUCCUGGAUGAGUACAAUGUGACACCAAGUCCUCCAGGCACCGUGCUGACGUCUGCUCUCUCACCUGUCCUCUGUGGGCCCAACAGGUCUUUCCUCAGUCUGAAACAUGCCCCUAUGGGCAAGAAGCCCAGGCGGCCCAACACCAAGAGCGCCAUGCCCACUAGCCUCCCUAACCUCGCCAAGGAGCCCAAGGAUGCCAAGGGUGGCAGGAGGAAAAAGCCUCUGAACGACAAGGUCCAGCUGUCGGAGAGCUCGGUGACCUUGUCCCCCGUUGACUCCCUGGAGUCCCCUCACACAUACGUUUCUGACACCACGUCCUCUCCAGUGAUCACAUCCCCUGGAGUCCUACAGGCCUCCCCAAAUCCGCUGUUGGCCACGGUGGCUCCCCCCGCCCCGGUGCAUGCGCAGCAUGCGCUGUCUUUCUCCAGCCUUCACGAAAUGCAGCCUUUGGCCCCCGGGGCCAACACUGUGCUUCCCUCCGUUAGCCAGCUGUUGUCUCACCACCACGUUGUGCCCCCCGGCGGUGGCAGCGCAGGAGGCUUGGGCAGGCUGCAACCAGUCUCUGUCCCAGCAGAGUGGAUGAACCGUAUGGAGAUGAAUGAGACCCAUUACAAUGAGAUGUUUGGUAUGGUCUUGGCUCCCACUGAGGGCGCCAACCCUGGCAUAGCUCCCCAGAGCAGACCAUCUGAGGGGAAGCACAUCACCACCCCACGAGAGCACUUGCCCCCCAUUGUGACUUUCCAGCUCAUCCCAAAAGGCAGCAUUGCGCAGUCAACCGGUACUCCCCAGUCUCAGUCCAGCUGCCCUCCAGGCCCCUUGCCCCCCAUGUACCAGAUUCCAGAGAUGGCCCGGUUGUCCAGUGUAGCUUUCCCUCCUGCUGUGAUCCCCCAGCAGGAUGGGCAGGUGGCUCAGACCAUUCUCCCUCCCUACCACCCUUUCCCAGCCUCUGUGGGCAAGUACCCCACACCCCCUUCCCAGCACAGUUACGCUUCUUCAAAUGCUGCCGAGCGAACACCCAGUCACAGUGGCCACCUCCAGGGUGAGCAUCCCUACCUGACGCCAUCCCCAGAGUCUCCUGACCAGUGGUCAAGCUCAUCGCCGCAUUCUGCUUCUGACUGGUCCGACGUGACCACCAGCCCUACCCCUGGGGGUGCUGGAGGAGGCCAGCGGGGAGCUGGAGCCCGCAUGUCGGAGGCCCCGCACAGCAGCAUGCAGGUCUACGCGUGAAGAGACUGCCCCGGUGGGGAGAUGGAGCUGCCUAUCAUGAAUGCUGCUGAGGAACAAAUGAAGGUCACCGGCCGAGAAAUGAAGAAACCUCUGCGCCCAGCUCUGGGGGGCGGGAGAGCGAGCUCCUCCUUCCUCUCCGGUAGCCAGCGCGCAGGUCGCCAGCCUCACCGGGCUCUGCCAGCGCGUAGGGGACUGUUCAUCUCCUCAUCUCCUGCCCACCGGCCAAGCCCAUAGAAAUAGGAGAUGAACGCAAGCCCUGGGGCUCGCUGUCGUCAGCGUAGACAAUAAAGAUGGAUGCUCCUUGUAGCCCAGACGUCUGUUCUUGCAGCUUGGACUGCAUUUUAAGCCCGGGGCUUCUGCUGUCCCCGAGAGAAGUUUCUGCACUAUUGGGAAUUGUGCUCUGGAACUCCGCCUGAGGUGGCCUGUCUCCUCCCCUCCUCAGCGUGGAGAGUCUCGAUUCACGGGGUGCUUUCCUGUCUGCACCUCGCCCUGGUUGUGGUCCCCAGUCUAUCCCUAUGCUUGUGAUCAUUCCUGCCCAGGGACAGCGCAGGCCUCCUGCCCCCGUUUUGCCCAACUUCCCGCGGAGUCUCACAGGGCUUGCUUUGGUCAUGGUUCUCAGCACAAACCCCUCCAGUAUGUUUUACAGAAAAUAUCCAUGUUGCAGUCCCCAUGGGUCACUCCUAGGAAGAAAUGGGGAGCAAAACACCUGGGGGGUAGGAGGUCCCCCCAGACCUGCACCUUACCUAUCUCCUGCAUGUGGAACAUCAUACGAGCCUCCCCAGGAGGAAGGACACGAGCUCCUCUGCUCACGGGCCUCGUCAGUACAGUUCUACCUUCAGCGGUCCAGGCCCUGGAACCGCAAACCAUAAAAACGUGGGCGAAGAGUUGGAAAGACCCCCCAAGUGGCCCAGCCCGCUCCGCAAGCAGCUGCGCAUGCGCACGUCCUGGGGCGUCGGACUCUGCCGGGGACCUCUCCCUUUCCCGGGGCCACCGUCGGGGACGGCGGGUCACGCAGGCCUGCCCCUCUCCGGUCUCCGGCUUUCCCGAUCUCCUGAUUCUCCUCGGCCCCCGCGCUCGGUCCUGCGGCCACGCAGUCACGUCGGCCUGGCAUCACGAUGCCCGCGACGCCAGGAACGGGAGCGCUGCCCUGUGGGGUUCUGGUGGCAUUCCUCAUCCCUUGAUAGUUAAGUGCCCUGGAGAAGCUCUGUGCAUCUUUCGGCAUGAAAGCCUACAAACAGGACAGAGAGAGAGAGUGAGUGAGUUGUGUGUGAGAGAGAGAGAGAGAGAGAGAGAUUACUAUGCAGAUGCACUGAGUUAACAGAAACAAGUUCGCGCUGCCCUGGUACUAUAGCAGAUCAAGUUUGCUCGUUCUCUCUCGUUUUCUCACGCGGCAAAAUUCUCCCGGGUAACUCUCCACCCGUCGGUCAGUCCCAGACCAGGGCACCUGUCUGCGGACCACACCCCAGCUGCCCCGGCCGCUCCUAAGCACUGCCCAAGCGCGUCCACUCUGGUCCAGCCGCGGAGUCGAGGAUGCUGCGCCUCACUUCCUGCUCCUCCUCCUCUGAGUGAGGGGAGGGAAUAUGAAGGCUGCCGGGAGGACACUGCCAGUCAGACAUUAGACUUUAGAACUGUUAGGUUGUUCGGUGUCCGGGAGAGGCGAGAGGAGCCACAUCAUCACGUUUUCCUUUGGAUCCCGUGAGGCUAUGUUUUUAUGGAAUACAUCUUUUAUGUCAUGCAUAGAUCCUUUCUUUUUUUUUUUUUUUUUGGUUUAUUUUUAUAAAUUCUCUGACCCCUGCCUACUUCUGAGGAUAGUCUUUUGUAGCUAUUUUUUCUUCUAAGUAUCGUUCUCUGAUUUAUGUGAUGGUGGGGGGAGGAAGAAGUUUGAAGGAAAGAGAAGCUUGAGUUAAAAUUUUAGUAAAAGCAAACAGCUCAAGUCCAUUGUAACAUCUUGUUAAACUUGCUAGUUUGUGGCUUUUGUGUAGUGAAGAGUCAAAGGCACGGUGUUUUGUCAGCAAGUGGUGUGGGGACCUCCCUAAUCAGUGUGUCGAGUGAAUGGGACUGUUAGGAAGGGCACAUGUGUAUGUACUGAGGCCCCCACCGUGACCGCUUGGUACUAUGGCAACCUCCUCGUGUACAGUUUUCUUAAAAGCGAUAUUAUAUCUGUAUGAGAAACUCAGUAACCAGUAAAAUGACUGCAUAUUCCUGACUAAACACAGUAAGGAAAGUGCACACUGUUUUUACUUUUAAAAGCUCCAUUCUAAAAGUAGUUUAAGAUGAAAUUUAUAUAAAAGCAUUUUUAUCACAAAAUAAAGAUUACAUGUCAAGCUGA
Messenger RNA from Jaculus jaculus (lesser Egyptian jerboa), 9501 nucleotides. It is a transcript of the gene Notch2, whose product is annotated as notch receptor 2. Gene Ontology annotation, molecular function: protein binding; calcium ion binding; signaling receptor activity. The record is from RefSeq and is a predicted model, not a curated record. Gene Ontology annotation, cellular component: signaling receptor complex; plasma membrane. Lineage: Eukaryota; Metazoa; Chordata; Mammalia; Rodentia; Dipodidae. Bases 114 to 7172 code for a protein of 2352 amino acids. Gene Ontology annotation, biological process: heterophilic cell-cell adhesion; regulation of developmental process; Notch signaling pathway. The transcript is spliced from 32 exons.